GCAUUUAACUGUUAUUAAGUUUGGACAAUAAUUUCCAUGUAAAAGUAAUUAAUAAUUUCCAUAUAAAAAAUUAAUUAAUUAAAUAAAAUAAAACAAGUUAACGAUGAUAAUAGGUUCCUGAUAUGCAGAAAAAAGAAAGAACAUGAACAUGGUUUGACAAGGUCGAGGUCCAGGUUGGAUUCAUGCACUCAAACUCAACCCUUCAACAGUACGAGGUAGUAAAAUCUGCAACUCCGUGGGUCCCACCUUCUCUUUUCUUAAUCUUUUCCCUUUUCCUAUUGUCUUAUUCUGUCUUCCCCUCUUUCUCUCUCUAUAUAUGUUAAUCUCAUCACAGAGAGAUAGAGAGAGAGAAAGAGGGUGGUGAUGAACAAGUUGAAAACUUAAUCUCAAACCCAUAAAUAAUUCAAGAUUUUGAGAACUGGGUCUGGUUUUGUUUGCGAUCUACAGCAUCUUUGUUGAUUUGGGUCAAUCAGGUUCUGUGUUUUUUUGAUGGUUUGAAAAAAAAAAUUCAUUGACUUUAGUGUAAUGAAAACUCUUAUUCUAUUGUUAUUGCUUUUUAAUCUUACUAUUUAUGCUUCUGCUACUGAUUCUGAAUAUGAUCACUGUAACUGUGAUGAUGAAGAUGCACUUUUCAGUAUACAUACAAUUCUUGUUGGUCAAAAAGUCAGUGAUUUUUUCAUAGCAGUUGCUUAUUUUUCAAUACCAAUUGAACUUCUUUACUUUGUUAGUCGUUCUAAUGUUCCUUUCAAAUUGCUCUUUCUUCAAUUCAUAGCUUUUAUUGUUCUUUGUGGUUUGACUCAUUUGCUCAAUGCUUAUUCUUAUCAUGGUCCUCCUUCUUUUCAUUUGUUGCUUUCUAUCACUGUUGCUAAGUUCCUUACUGCUCUUGUGUCAUGUGCAACUGCAUUGACGCUUCCGCCUUUGAUUCCGUUACUUCUUAAGAUUAAGGUUAGGGAACUUUUUCUUAGGCAGAAUGUGAUGGAAUUGGGUCAAGAGGUUGGGAUUAUGAAGAAACAAAAGGAAGCUAGUUGGCAUGUUAGGAUGCUUACUAGGGAAAUUAGGAAGUCUCUUGAUAAACAUACUAUUUUGUAUACUACUCUUGUCGAGCUUUCUAAGGCUUUGGAUUUGCAUAAUUGUGCUGUUUGGAUGCCGAAUGAUGAUAGGAGAGAGAUGUAUUUGACUCAUGAAUUGAAAUCGGAUUCUGGUAAGAGUUUUCAUCAUAAUUCUAUUCCUGUGAAUGACCCUGAUGUGUUAGAGAUAAGGAAAACUAAAGGGGUUAGGAUUUUGAGGCCGGAGUCUAAAUUAGGAGCUGCGAGUAGUGGUGGGGGUAGUACUGAGGAGUUGGGUGCUGUAGCAGCUAUUCGUAUGCCGAUGCUUCAUGUUUCGAAUUUCAAAGGAGGGACUCCAGAGUUGGUUGAUACAUGUUAUGCCAUACUGGUUUUGGUUCUUCCGAGUUCGAACUCUAGGGAUUGGACUGCUCCAGAGAUGGAGAUAGUUGAGGUUGUUGCUGAUCAGGUGGCAGUAGCACUUUCUCAUGCGUCGGUUCUCGAAGAGUCUCAUUUAAUGAGACAGAAACUUGAAGAGCAAAACCGAGCGUUGCAGCACUCUCAAAAGAAUGCAAUGAUGGCGAGCCAGGCUAGGAAGUCAUUCCAGACAGUGAUGAGCCACGGACUGAGGAGGCCUAUGCAUUCGGUUGUCGGGAUGCUUUCAUUGUUUCAAGAGGGUAAUAUGAAUCCCGAACAACAGAUUAUUGGUGACACAAUGUUGAAAGUAGGCAACGUGCUCACGAGUUUAGUAAACGAUGUAAUGGAUAUUUCUGACAAUAAAAAUGGUGGCCUCCAGUUAGAGACGAAACCUUUCCUUCUACAUUCCAUGUUGAGGGAAGCUGCUUGUAUUGCCAAGUGCUUGUGUGUGUAUCAAGGAUUUGGUUUCCAAACCGAUGUCCAGAAAUCUUUGCCUGAAAAAGUUUUAGGCGACGAAGCAAGGACUUUUCAAGUAAUUAUGCAUAUUAUUGGCUAUUUAUUGAACACAUGUGAUCAAGGGAAUCUUGUUUUUCGGGUUUUGCUUGCAAGUGAUGGUGGUGAUAAGGAUGACAAAAAAUUUGGUAUAUGGAAAUCAAGCAGCACAACUGAGUAUGUAAAUAUAAAAUUUGAUUUUCAGAUCACUGGUAGUUCUCAGUCAGAUGAAUCAAUUUCGACAAAACAGCAAAUUGGUAGGAGGCUGAAUCACAACAGUGAAUCUAAGGAGGGUCUGAGCUUUAACAUGUGCAGGAAAUUGGUACAGAUUAUGCAAGGUACUAUAUGGAUAUUACCAAACUCUCGAGGUUUGGUGCAAGGCGUGUCACUUCUUCUCAAGUUUCAGACAGGACCAUUACUUGAAAGAUACAUGCUUGCACCUAAAGAUUAUUCAAAUUCACAGUUUGGUGGCCUCAAUAUUUUGUUAGCAGACGAUGACGGUUUAAACAGGAUCGUGACGAAGAAGCUACUCGAGAGGCUCGGUUGUCAAGUAACAACAGUUUCAUCAGGAUACGAGUGUCUGGGUGCUAUAAGUGGCUCUGGUGGUAACUCUUUCAAAAUUCUCAUGUUGGAUAUUCACAUGCCUGAAAUGGAUGGUUUUGAAGUCACGAUUAGGAUCAGAAAGUUCAACGGCCCUAAUUGGCCUUUGAUCAUAGCUCUUAUAGCAAAUGCAGAAGAGCAAGUCAAGGAUAGAUGCAUGCUGGCGGGAAUGAAUGGAGUGAUUCGAAAACCAAUCCUCCUUCAUCAGAUAGCGGAUGAACUUAGAACUGUCCUACAUCGUGCGGGUGAAAAACUGUGAAUUUCAUUAGUUCCUCAAAAUGGUAUAGAGAAUUUGGAUUUUUUUAACAAUACCAAUUGUUUUAAAAUAGUCGGUUAUGUAGUGAUUGAGUCUUUUGUCACAACUUAUUGUGGCCUUUGACAGUGCAGGUUUUGAAUCGUGAUUGUGGCCAUGGUCGUGGUUGCAUUAUGGUUGUGAUGCUAAUACAAUUUAAUAGCGCUUGGUUCAGUAGUCAUGAUCCAAUGUGAUUGCAACCAUGACCAUUAUUAUCACAAUCGCAAUCAAAAUGUUACUGUUGUGAUGCAGUUCACAAUUUAAAACGAUUAUACAAUGUUCUUUAAGGAAAUAAUGCAGUGUUAAUGGAGUAAUUGAUCAAUAAGAUCCUGCAAAGUUCAUAUAUAA
Molecule: messenger RNA, 3192 nt
Organism: Trifolium pratense (red clover)
Lineage: Eukaryota; Viridiplantae; Streptophyta; Magnoliopsida; Fabales; Fabaceae
Product: protein EIN4
Exons: 2
Coding region: 526-2811 (761 amino acids)
Biological process (GO): response to ethylene; phosphorelay signal transduction system
Cellular component (GO): endoplasmic reticulum membrane; endoplasmic reticulum
Molecular function (GO): protein binding; ethylene receptor activity; phosphorelay sensor kinase activity
Source: RefSeq, a predicted model, not a curated record